AUGUGCAAUACAGGAGGCAGAAUAGAGAUUGAUCUGGGUAGCAUUGAGUACAUUCCUCCUGAAAAUAAAUAUGGUCCCGAUUUAGGAAAUAACUCCGAUCAGGAAUAUUGUUAUGACACUAGUGAAGAACAAAUAGCAGGAAUAUCCUCAAACGAGGAGGUUCCUGAUAGCUUUUUAGAUGUCUUUGAAGAGGAAGAAGCACAAAUCCUUGAUAGUCUAAUCGAAGUAUUUGCUCCAACUCCAAAAGAAAUCAAGGACCCUAUCACACAAGAAAAAGAAGAAGCUAUCUUACGACAAGGUUUGUCACCAAGAGGUAACAAAAACAAGAAAGGUAGAAAGAACAAAAAGGGAAACAACAAUAAUUUCCCAGAAAACCAGAACAAUCUGAGAAGACAACAUGUGACUUUGCAGGUUCACUUGCAGGGAAGCAUUGAUAAUUUCUGGAUAACACCUGUCUACGCCAGAUCUAAAGCAAACAAAAGGAAGUAUCUUUGGCAGAAGUUAAGAGAUUUGAAUUCCAUCAUCGAUGGCCCAUGGGCCAUCGGAGGGGAUUUUAACUCUAUAAUGGAAGCCGAGGAAAAGAAAAGGGGUGCUCCUUUUAGAUUAAAUACAUGUUUUGAUUUUAUAAACUGUAUGGAUGAUUGUGAAAUGACUGAUGCUAGUUUUGUAGUAUGGGAUACUGAAGUAUAUGGCAACCCUAUGUGGAGAUUACAACAAAAGCUGAAAACUUUGGCUAAGGAACUUAGUAAGUGGUCUAGAAACAGUAUUGGGGGUGUUUUUGAAAACGUCAAGAAAUUUGAGAAGGAAGUUUCAGACGCAGAAACUGCUUACUUAAAUUCUGAUUCUGAUACUGAUAGAAUGCUGCUUAAUAAGACUAAAGCUGAAUACAUCAAGUGGUUGAAAAUGGAAGAUUCUAUUUUAAGACAAAAAGCUAGAAUCAAAUGGGUAGAAGAAGAGGACUCCAAUACGAAGUACUUUCACAGUACCAUCAAGGCUAGGAGAAGAAGAGCCCAAAUCUAUAAAAUUAAAGAUCAAAAUGGUCAAUGGGUCGAAGGGAAUUUAAAUAUUUCCAAAGCUACCAUCGAUCAUUUCAGUGACUUAUUCAGUGAAAAACCAAGUGAUAUGAAUUUGGACUUUAUUAGAGGUUGCAACAAUCUGAUCAGUACUGAGGACAACGUCCUAUUAGCAAGAUAUCCCACAACAGAAGAGAUUAAGACGACAAUAGAUUCUAUGGACCCUAAUAGUUGUGCAGGACCUGAUGGAUUUAAUGUUUAUAGGUUGAUCUCUAACAACUGGUAUUCUGUUAUUAUUAAUGGUGUUAGAUAUGGGUUUUUUAAAUCUUCUAGAGGCUUAAAACAGGGAGACCCUCUAUCUCCUGCUCUUUUUAUUAUUGCAGCCGAGCCUCUUUCAAGAGAUUUGAAUCAUCUUAAUCAGAAUGAUAGGUUCAUUAAUUUCUCUAUGCAUAAAAAAGGGCCCCAGAUUAAUCACCUUAGUUAUGCUGAUGACCUUGUGCUUUUCACUUCUGCCGAUAAGUUUUCUAUUAAGAUCAUGAUGAAUUUGCUAAGGUUGUAUCAAAAGGCUUCUGGUCAAGAGAUUAAUAAAGAUAAGACUUUCUUUCUCACCCAUAGUAAGAUGGACAUGAUUUAUAACAGGAGGAUAAGAAGGUGGACUGGUUACAAACAGUCUUCCUUCCCUUUCACAUACUUAGGUUGUCCCAUAUCCUGUGGUAGGAAGAGAAUCUCUUAUUUUUCUGACAUUUCCAAAAAGAUCCUAAAUAAGAUUGCAGGUUGGCAAGGAAGAUUCUUAUCUCCAGGUGGUAAGGCUACCAUUAUUAAGCAUGUUCUUCAAUCUCAAGCACUUCAUAUAUUUGCUACCUUAAUGCCCCCUGUUACAUCUCUAUAUGAGAUUGAAAUGCAAUUUGCUAACUUCUUCUAG
This is a messenger RNA of Lycium barbarum (goji berry), 1935 nucleotides long. RefSeq lists its product as uncharacterized. Lineage: Eukaryota; Viridiplantae; Streptophyta; Magnoliopsida; Solanales; Solanaceae. The transcript is spliced from 5 exons. The record is from RefSeq and is a predicted model, not a curated record. Bases 1 to 1935 code for a protein of 644 amino acids.